Clavispora lusitaniae ATCC 42720 is the source of this 858-nucleotide messenger RNA. RefSeq lists its product as uncharacterized. Lineage: Eukaryota; Fungi; Ascomycota; Pichiomycetes; Serinales; Metschnikowiaceae. The record is from RefSeq and is a predicted model, not a curated record. Gene Ontology annotation, molecular function: nucleic acid binding. Gene Ontology annotation, cellular component: mitochondrion.
AUGUCGUGGAUUGGUGAAGUGGUUGUACUUGCAGGUGCGCGCUACCAUGUCGGACAUGGUGUCUCAGAAUUCUGUUUCUCUCUCGCUACAUGCAUAGCGCCCAUGAUCUACAUACCGCGCUGCCCUACUGCUAGAGGCAAAAGUCUACCGUCUGUGCGGUAUCAUUACAGAUACAAGACAGCGAUAUUCCUUGCGUGUAGGGUCUCAUCCUCCCGUAACGCUCUGAUUCUUCGCGAUGUCCAAUCGUGCCAACAGUAUUUGGAAUAUUGCAAAAGCAACGACACGAAUCUCCAAUCUUCCGUUUUUCGUGGGACCAUGUACGAGCUCGCAGUAAAGCAUGUGCUUGAGUCCCAAUUGAACUGCCAGAAUUUGACUCGGAGUGGCGGCACAGGAGAUUAUGGUAUCGAUCUAUUUGGUCAAUGGGACUUGUCGCAGUAUCAACGCGCAGGGAAGGCUGCAGCAGGUGCGCUUGCAGCGAAAAGCGACAUUGACUUGGCUUCAGAUGUCUCUGUUUUGGUACAGUGCAAAAACCACUCGGGAAAGAUUGGAGCCACUGUUGUGCGCGAGCUCGGAGGCAUUUAUGACUAUCACGUCAAGACCAGGACCGCACGGCGUACAACGUUCAUGUUUCUAGUGUCGCCCGAGCCAUUGACCCCACUGGCGCAUGCACAGUUAAAUACAUCGAGCAUACCCAUGGCGCAUAUACGCAUGCUGGCCAUGCAACCAGACGCACAAGACGUGUUUGACUUGGCCUCUUGGAGCGGCGCAAAAGUUGGUCCUGUGUACCUCAACAGCAAACUAAGGCGGCUUUUACAAGGGCUAGAUAUAGAGAAACAUCUCAUACGGCGACAGCUCUAG